Messenger RNA from Adelges cooleyi (spruce gall adelgid), 1753 nucleotides. It is a transcript of the gene Dop1R2, whose product is annotated as dopamine receptor 2. The transcript is spliced from 5 exons. Gene Ontology annotation, cellular component: membrane. The coding region runs from base 359 to 1591 and encodes 410 amino acids. Lineage: Eukaryota; Metazoa; Arthropoda; Insecta; Hemiptera; Adelgidae. Gene Ontology annotation, molecular function: G protein-coupled receptor activity. The record is from RefSeq and is a predicted model, not a curated record. Gene Ontology annotation, biological process: adenylate cyclase-activating adrenergic receptor signaling pathway.
CUUGUUACACAUACCGGCGUUCCGGCCACAACCCUCGCGAAUAAUAACAAAUACUUACAAUAUUUACCUAUGUUUACAAAUUUAUAUAUUAUACAUAUAUAAUAUAAAGAAAACGUGUAGUACAUAACGAGUAAUCUCGUAAACGGUGAUAUUGUCGUAAUCGAAAUCCUUCGGCCAUCGCAUUUGCCGUGGUAUUUUUUAGUGCUUUCAACAGGAUAAUACAAUUUACGACGUGACGUUACCAUGCAAUAACUGUAGCUACUAUAACCAGUAGCUGUAAAUUGUGUCAGAGGAACAUAUCGUAAUGUCACGUUGGCGGAAGUGUUCGCGAAAAAUGAGUUAACGAACAAGCACUCGGAUGAAUAACUCGACGGACUGUCGGGCUAACGGCACUGAGUGCGAUGGUGACCCGUCGGCCGACUGGCAGUCCAUGUUCGGCGAUCGGUUUCCACUCACCGUGCUGUUGCUGUUCUUUUGCAUGGUCACCGUGUUCGGGAAUUGUCUGGUCAUCAUAGCGGUGGUCCGCGAACGGUACCUGCACACCGCCACCAACUACUUCAUAACGUCGUUGGCGUUCGCCGACUUCUUGGUCGGGCUGGUCGUGAUGCCGGUGAGCGCCAUGCACGAGAUCCUGGACCAUUACUGGACGUUCGGCAUAAACGCGUGCGACGUGUGGCGGUCGUUGGACGUGCUGUUCAGCACGGCGUCCAUACUGAACCUGUGCGUGAUAUCGUUGGACAGAUACUGGGCCAUCACCGACCCGUUUACGUACCCGAUGAAAAUGAGCAGGAAACGUGCGUACUACUUGAUAGCGGCGGUGUGGGUGUGCAGUAGCGUCAUCAGCUUCCCGGCGAUCAUUUGGUGGCGGCUGGUGCGCACCGAGCCUGUGCCGAGUUACACGUGUCCGUUCACCAACAGCACCGGCUAUCUGAUUUUCUCGUCGACCAUAUCGUUUUACGUGCCGUUGUUGGUCAUGGUGUUCACGUACUAUAAGAUCUACACGGCGGCGGUGACGCAGACCCGCUGCCAGCGGCUGGGCACCAAAGUGCUGUCGUCCAGCGCGACGGGCGGUAACAGCACAGGCCGCAUGGAACUGACGUUGCGUAUCCACCGGGGCGGCGGCGGCGGUGCGGCCACGUCCCAGAGCUAUAGCAGGGCGCACCAGCUGCAGAAAAACUUCUCUCUCAGCAGGAAGCUCAGCAAACUAUCCAGGGAGAAGAAGGCGGCAAAGACGCUGGGGAUAGUGAUGGGAGUGUUCAUCGUGUGUUGGCUUCCUUUUUUCGUUGUCAACCUGCUGUCAGGGUUUUGCGACGAAAACUGUAUGUUUAAGGACCAACUAUUGUCUUCCGUCGUCACUUGGCUGGGUUGGAUUAACAGUGGCAUGAAUCCUGUCAUCUACGCGUGUUGGAGCAGGGACUUUAGGAGAGCUUAUGGUCGAAUACUGUGCGUAUGCUGCCCACGAAAAGUCCGAAGAAAAUAUCGGACACCGCACCGGUACAGGUCCAGUCAAUACAUGGGAGCAUCGAUGGUGUUGGCUCCAGCCACAGUCACGUACGCCACUGUCAAUCAACAUGACAUGUUUAACAUUUAAAUCUCCGUCAGAAGGUUAUACGGUAUAAUGAAGAAACGACGGAGGAAAAUUCACUUGUGAUACAAAUCCGUGCCGAAAUAUCAAUCAUUCAAAGUAUUCAUUUUACAUUUUGUCCAAAAAAAAUUAGCACAAUAAUAAUUAUUAUAAUUUAUAAGCGAUAUU